This is a messenger RNA of Anisakis simplex (herring worm), 711 nucleotides long. Lineage: Eukaryota; Metazoa; Nematoda; Chromadorea; Rhabditida; Anisakidae. The record is from the annotation of a GenBank genome assembly.
AUGGCAAUGGUGACAGAAUUUAAAGUGGAGUUCGAUUGUCGCAAUGGAUUCCUCUUCUUCCAGGGAUCAUCGCCUCGAACUGGGUAUGACGAUUCAUGUGCUCCUAAAAGACUGUUGCCAAGAUACACAAUUACUGAACGAAACCGCGGAAACGAUGGCGUUCCUCCUGCAAGACCACCACCAGAAAUUCAGAAUGACCUCGCAACCGGGAAUGUAUUGGUGGUAAAGAAACCAAAAAAAUCAACGAAUAGCGAACUGAUUCUCUACAUGAAUGACUUCAUUGGCUAUCAUCGGUUCAUGUUCAGCGCUAAUCGUUUUCCGGCCCUAAUCUCUGUCAUUGUUUCUCUAUGGAUUCUUUCCGGAGCAGAAGUGGAAACUUCUGAACAGAAACGAUUGACAAGCAUGGCUCUGAUAUUGGCCGCAUGGAUUCUUUUGGGUCAACUUUACGCACUUCACAAUCAUUGCAACUCGCAUCGUGCAGCAUUCAUUCAGACCACAUUCCGAGUGAUUCAUCUUUGUGUGGACAUACCGCUGAGCGUUGCAGUGAUUCUCUGUGCAAGUGCAUCAAUCAACUCAUCAGCGUUCUGUGAUGACAAUGAUUUGGUGCUGUUGGCAAUGAGUUUGAUUAUUUUGACUCUUUCCACUGCAGCACUUCUCUUUGGCAUAUUCGCAUGCAGAGUUUUGUACGUGAACGCAAAAUCUCUCGAAUAG